GAAUUUAAAAAUAAACUACAAUAAGAAAUUUUGAAAUUCGCUCAGGUACGUUAUAGCAAAUCAACAUGUUUUUAUUUAAACUCGAGAAACUACGUUGAAUAUCAGUAUUUUGAAAAUCUUUGUUAAAGUGGUGAUCCAGAACAAAGAAAACCAUACGCCGAAAGCAUAAUCCCGACAAGGAUAGACGAAACAAAGUAUUUCCUGAAACUGUGUCGUCGUGAAUGGGACCUAUCGAAACAAUGAUUUGCAAUAUCCGAGUCAGUCUAAUGGCCAAUGAUAAUCUCCAACUCAGCUGUUAAAAGAGGUGACUGACAUUAGUUUUUGACGUCGAUUUGAGAGGUUUGAGAGGAGAGGAAUUAAUUUUAGUGAUUGUUUGGGAAAAAAACGAAACUCCUGGAACUGCAGGGUAUCGACUUUGGUGAAUUGUGAACACACGAGAUCGUCAACAUGAGCGAGCUAACGCAGGAAGAGAUUCGACGUCGACGUUUGGCUCGACUUGCAGCCCUGGAAAGCGGUUCCCCCUCGAAUUCAAUCUCACCCCCUAUAACUCCUAUUUCUCAAUCGCCAAUGUCCGUAACUCAGGGUCAGAGUCCCCCGGUGUUCGAGAGCCAAGGCAGUUCGUUAGAUAACAAAUUUUUCUCGAAUACAAACAGUAGCACUACACCACAAGACGUGAAAAAAGACAAUAACAUAGCUAUCGCUGUGGAUAAAGAAAAGGAUAAGGUUCAGCUAGAAGGUGUUUUCAAGGAGCCGAGUAAACCGAUUGAUAUACAAAUUCCAUCGAGCUCGAAGCAGAGAUCUAGAGCACCUCCUGUAAGGAGCGAUUCUGAGACAAGUUCGAUUCAUAUGGAAGUCGAUGAAGUUAGUGGGUGUGCCGAUAAGAUGGGUGCCAACACUGAUAUAGACUCAGGAUUUGAGAAUAUGGAGGUUGACGAAUCUGACAUGCACAAAAAAGACCUUCACCGCCACAGAACGACUUCAUCCACCGAACUGACCGUCGAACAACUUCAAGAGUCCGUAGCCCGCGUCUUACAGUGCUCCUUCACAAAAUCCACCCCCUCGCGUUUGUUUUUACCGCAAACUGCCGAGUACGUGAAAGAAAACCCCACCCUCUCGAUCAGAGACCAGACAUCAUCUGCUUUGAUGGAAAUACUGAGCCUUAUAGGCCGCGGCGGCGACCCCUUUAAGAACAUUACCCCCGCCAAUCAGGACAUCAGUGAUACUUACAGUGUUCAUUCGGGGUCGGUGAGUCCGGCCCAGAGCAGUCCCAGCACCAGCGACAUGCAGUGUCCGGUGCCCGCGCUAAUUAUGAGGGAGGGGGCCGUGGAGAGUCCUAUCACGAUAGGGAUAAACUACUUGAUGGAGUCGUACAAUAGAGUGGCUCAGGAGGAAAGAAACCAUCCGAAGAAGUCGAGUAUUCCUCCGUUGAGCGAUGUGCUGACGGAGGUUAGGGCGCAGUUGGUGCAGUACGCUACGUUGGUUGUACAGGGUAGAGUAUUGCCUGGGCUCGAACAAGGUUACGGAAAAUCGCCUCUCCUCAACCCCAUAGUCUGCCAAACGGUCCCCAGAGGAUUCCUAACCGAGCUAGUGACGCGUACCCACACCAACGAAAAACUAUUCCACAGGGUGUUCAGUCCGGUACUGCAGGGUCUGUUCCGUAUGAUGCGCACCGCCAGCAUAGUGGACGACGAGCACAGAUUACCGUUACAGACGCUGUUCGAAUUGGCCGAUAUCCGGUGCAACAACAGACCUAUUUGCACCCUGAUCACCAAGCAGUUCCAGUUCGAAAUCGUGGAUCCGCUGACGAACGCUUCAGGUCGAGAGCUAACCUUUAUGUCCUUCCUCGGCCCCUUCUUGGACAUCUCUGUUUUCGCCGAAGACGAGCCCAAAGUCGGAAAACUCUUCUCAGGGAACUCAGUGAACGACAACACACUUAAACACACCCUCCAGCUGGAAUUGGAGAACACACGCAGCACCUUACAUAGGAUUUUUCACUAUAUCCUCGCUAACCAAGACAGCAGGGAUUCGUGCUUGAAGUACCUAGCUCAGAUACUGAAAAAUAACGAAAAACGGGCUCAGUUAGGUAUGGAGGAACGCCUGUUGGCUGGGGAUGGGUUUAUGCUGAACCUGCUCAGCGUGCUGCAGAACUUGUCGCUGAAGAUCAAGUUCAACAAGAUGGAUCUCAUGUACCCCUUCCAUUCGGAGGCGACGGUGCAGAUCACAAAUGACACAAGACUGAAAUUCUCUUCGCAGGAAGUGGGAGAUUGGUUAGAGGAAUUUGGUAAAACUUACGAAUUUCCAACUCCUAACUUCUCGACCAUUUGCUGGUUUCUAACGUUACACUGCCACCACUUGUCCCUUUUACCCGCUUUACAAAAAUAUCAACGUAGGUUAAGGGCCAUCAAAGACUUACAGAGGCUUCUGGACGAGACGAUAGCUGCCGAGGCGCAAUGGAAGAACACGCCGUUCGCCAGCAGGAACAAACAGUUCAUCAAGAGAUGGAAACAGCAAUUGAAAAAAUUAAAUAAAUCCAAGGCCUGCGCAGACGCUGGUCUCCUAGACAAGAACCUGAUGCGCCGUUCUCUAAUUUUCUAUACCUCUGUCACCGAGUACCUGUUAAGUUUAAUGACGGGUGCCGCGCCAGGACAGCCUAUUCCCGAACUGCCACUGCCCCCACCUCAGACACCGGCGUUCUACGCAAUGCCAGAGUGGUACGUGGAGGACAUAGCCGAAUUCUUGUUGUUUGCCUUACAAUAUUUUCCAAGUGUUAUAACGGAUAACACCGAGGAUCCCAUGAUUACGUGGCUCCUAGUGACUAUUUGCUCAUCGAACAUGAUCAAGAAUCCUUACCUCGUUGCCAAGUUGAUUGAAGUGCUUUUCGCCAUAAUUCCGAGCAUUCAGCCCAGAUGCGAACCCCUCUACAAUAGGCUCAUGUUACAUCACAUAUCCAGAACGGCGUUGCCAAGUUCUCUAAUGAAGUUUUACACAGACGUUGAAACUACAGGCUCAAGUUCAGAAUUCUAUGAUAAAUUUUCGAUAAGAUAUCACAUCAGUCUAAUUAUUAAAGGAAUGUGGGGAUCCCCCAUUCACAGGCAAACCGUCGUGAACGAAUCGAAGAACGGCAAUCACUUUGUUAAAUUUGUAAAUAUGUUGAUGAACGACACAACGUUCCUGUUGGACGAAUCUUUGGAAUCGUUGAAGAGAAUACACGAAAUUCAGGAUUUGAUUGCAGACGAUGAGAAAUGGUCCAAACUGCCCACAGACCAGCAACAAAGUCGUAUGCGUCAGCUCAGCGCCGAUGAACGACAAUGCAAGUCGUACCUGACGUUAGCGCGGGAAACGGUGGACAUGUUCCACUAUUUGACAGUUGACAUUAAGGAGCCAUUUUUAAGACCGGAAUUGGUGGGCAGAUUGGCGUCGAUGCUCAACUUUAAUCUUCAACAGUUGUGCGGAAAGAAAUACAAGGAUUUAAAGGUUGAAAAUCCGGAUAAAUACGGCUGGGAACCUAGAAGACUCCUAAGUCAAUUAAUUGACAUUUACUUGCAUUUAGACUGUGAUAGUUUUGCUGAGGCUCUUGCCGGCGAUGAGAGAUCCUUCAGCAAACAACUUUUUGGUGAUGCAGCUUCUCUUAUGGAAAGAGUCGGAAUUAAGACGUUGGUCGAAGUCGAACAAUUCAGGGAAUUGGCGGAAAAAGCAUAUAGAAUUUUAGAAAAUAACCAGAGAUCUGAUGAAUGGUUAGAAGAUGCGCCAGACGAAUUUAAAGAUCCUCUGAUGGACACGCUUAUGACCGAUCCGGUAUUAUUGCCUAGUGGACAAAUUAUGGAUAGAUCUGUCAUAAUGAGACAUUUAUUAAAUAGUAAUACAGAUCCCUUUAAUAGGCAACCUCUAACUGAAGAUAUGCUUUUACCAGCCGAUGAUUUAAAAGAAAGGAUAAGAACAUGGAAAUCAGAAAAAUCAAAAUCGUCGAAUUGAGAACCUGUUUUAAGACUAAAUAUAAAAUUAUUAAUUCCUAUUUUCCAAUUCAAUCAAAAUAUUGUUUAAAUUAUAUAUUAAUAUUAUUAUCGCUAUUAUUUUGUAAAUUUGGUUUUUUCUUUUAUAUAUAGGUUUUAUAUUGCGAGGAGGUUAAGAUUUUUUACACAUUUAUUAUUACGGUCGCAGUUCGAGAUUCUGUCCAUUUUUUCUUUAAUCUAUUGUGAAAAUACGUGCGACGCAUGAUGUCACAAAUGCAAGGUUAAGUAUUGAUGGUACAAUCAAGGCUGAUAACUUUUAGAUCUCAUGUUUAAUACGACAAAAUAAAUUUAUUUUAGCAUUUUUUCCCUAACAAACAAUAACUUGCUUUUUCCAUAUGUUCAAAAAUUUUAUUUUUCAAUACCAUACAUUAUUUUUUUAUACCACAAAAACUACACGAAGCGCAAGCUCUUCUCAUUAGGAUAUCUGUGUUUCGUUAUAAGAUCUUUAAAUAAACAAUUUUAACAUUUAUGUUACAAUACAGUUAGUUGAGUGUUACUUGACAACAAUAAUUGUUAUAUUUGUUUACUAGGGUGGGUCAAAAAAAUCGAUUAUUUUUUUUUCACUUUAUACUCUGAAAAAAAGGUUGGUAGAUACCUCAAAAAAUUAUCUCCAAGUAUGAGCUCUUAAUUUUAAUAGAAAGGUCCUCCGCCUUUCCGUUUUUACAUUUUUUCCUUA
Messenger RNA from Sitophilus oryzae (rice weevil), 4686 nucleotides. RefSeq names its product ubiquitin conjugation factor E4 B-like. The record is from RefSeq and is a predicted model, not a curated record. NCBI's taxonomy places the organism in Eukaryota, Metazoa, Arthropoda, Insecta, Coleoptera, Curculionidae. Gene Ontology annotation, cellular component: nucleus; ubiquitin ligase complex; cytoplasm. Gene Ontology annotation, molecular function: ubiquitin-ubiquitin ligase activity. Gene Ontology annotation, biological process: protein polyubiquitination.